Messenger RNA from Pichia kudriavzevii, 1713 nucleotides. RefSeq lists its product as uncharacterized. Gene Ontology annotation, molecular function: phosphoribosylaminoimidazole carboxylase activity; metal ion binding; ATP binding. The transcript has a single exon. The coding region runs from base 1 to 1713 and encodes 570 amino acids. Gene Ontology annotation, biological process: 'de novo' IMP biosynthetic process. The record is from RefSeq and is a predicted model, not a curated record. Lineage: Eukaryota; Fungi; Ascomycota; Pichiomycetes; Pichiales; Pichiaceae.
AUGGACUCGAAAACUAUCGGUAUACUGGGUGGUGGCCAACUUGGCCGUAUGAUUGUCGAAGCUGCAAACAGGCUAAACAUCAAGACGGUCAUUUUGGAAAAAGGUGAAUCUGGCCCAGCCAAGCAAAUCAAUGCAAACAAUGAACACAUUGAUGGUUCAUUCAAUAAUAUUGACGAUAUUAGAAAGCUAGCUGACAACUGUGAUAUCUUAACUAUUGAAAUUGAACAUGUUGAUACCGACGCGUUGAAGACUAUACAAAGAGAAACCGGCGUUAAGAUUUACCCUUCUCCAGAGACAAUCGAAAUCAUUAAGGACAAAUACAGACAGAAAGAACAUUUGGUGCAACAUGGUGUUGCAGUUGCAGACUCUGUUAGCGUUGAAAGCACCGAGACAGCAUUGCAAAAUGUUGGUUUGAAAUUUGGUUUCCCAUUUAUGCUGAAGUCCAAAACUGAAGCAUAUGAUGGUAGAGGUAACUAUGUUGUAAAAGAUGUUUCAUAUAUUAGAGAAGCAUUAGAAGUUUUGCACAAUAGACCUUUAUAUGCAGAAAAAUGGGCACCGUUUACUAAGGAGUUGGCAGUCAUGGUGGUCAGAAAUGUGGAUGGAGAAAUUUUCUCUUAUCCAACCGUUGAAACGAUCCACAAGGAUAAUAUCUGUCAUACUGUUUACGCACCUGCAAGAGUGAAUGAUACUAUUCAAACAAAGGCCAACCUUUUAGCUAAAAAGGCGGUUUCUACUUUUCCAGGUGCAGGCAUUUUUGGUGUAGAAAUGUUUUUAUUACCUGACGGUGAACUGUUAAUCAAUGAAAUUGCACCAAGACCUCACAAUUCUGGCCAUUAUACGAUUGAUGCUUGCGUCACUUCUCAGUUUGAAGCACAUAUUAGAGCUAUUUCUGGAUUGCCUAUGCCCAAAAAUUUUACUUGCUUUUCUACUCCCCAAACAAAUGCCAUUAUGCUCAAUAUUUUAGGGUCUGAUGUGCCAAAUGGCGAACUUGAACUUUGUAGAAGAGCACUUGAAACUACAAGCGCUUCUGUCUAUCUUUACGGGAAGUCAACUAGACCAAAGAGAAAAAUGGGUCAUGUUAACAUUGUUUCGGGUUCUAUGUCUGAUUGUGAACGUAAACUUGCAUACAUUGAGGGCUCUGGUGGCCUUCCGAUAACAAAAUCAACAGAAAAUGCGGUUUCAGGCACCUCUAAAGCUCCAUUAGUGGGUGUUAUAAUGGGUUCAGAUUCGGAUUUACCUGUCAUGUCUGCUGGUUGUAAUAUCUUAAAGAAGUUUGGUGUUCCGUUUGAAGUCACCAUUGUGUCAGCACAUAGAACCCCACAAAGGAUGGCCAAGUAUGCGAUUGAGGCACCGAGGAGAGGGUUAAGAUGUAUAAUUGCCGGUGCUGGCGGUGCUGCUCAUUUACCAGGGAUGGUUGCUGCUAUGACACCCUUACCUGUUAUUGGCGUCCCCGUCAAAGGCUCUACUUUAGAUGGUGUUGAUUCGUUACAUUCAAUUGUUCAAAUGCCAAGAGGAAUUCCCGUUGCAACAGUUGCUAUUAACAAUUCUACCAAUGCUGCAUUGCUAGCUGUCAGAAUCCUGGGAGUUUUUGAUGGGAAAUGGAUCAGUGAAAUGGAAACGUACAUGAAUUCCAUGGAAAAUGAGGUCCUAGAUAAGGCCGAGAAGCUGGAGAAAGAAGGAUAUGAGGAGUACCUGGCUACGUAUAAAAAAUAA